AUGUGCAUGCAGAUGUGUGUGUACGAUAAAGUUUCAAAUUAUGUUUCUUUUAAAUGGUUUCUUGCGGAAAGCAUGUCGUUGAAGGAAAGCAACAACAACGGUUAUGAUGACGAUUAUGAAGAUGGCGAUGAUGAUAUCAUUUUCAUCAAAGACCAAACGAUCAUUCUGAAAUGCCUGAUUAAAAGUAACGAUAGAGUCGGAAGUAUCAUUGAUACUAUAUCUGUCGAUAGAUAUUCAUGGACGAAAAAUGAUUCUGAAAUACUAUCUGUCGCAAUAGCAUCAUCGAACUCGCGAAACCAAAAACAACAACUAAAACACAACAACAACAACAACAACAUCAUCAACAACAACAAUAACAUUCACAUCAACGACAUCAAUGGAUUCCUUACAAUAAGAAACGCCACAACUCGCCACAUUGGCCGCUACCAAUGUUUAGUUGCUACAAGAUUUGGAACCUAUGCCUCCAGAUACAUUGCAGUCUCUAUGGCUUACGUGAACGAGUUCCGCAAAUCAGGCACUCCCCAAAUACACAAGGUCAAGGUGAACCAGCCCCUAAUUAUCAAAUGCGAUCUUCCAGACAGUCAUCCAAGGUUAAAUAUCUUCUGGGCCCUGAAGAACGAUUUAUUUCUACCAGAAUCCAUCAUUGAUGAUCAUAGAAUCGAUAUAGAUUUCCAAGGAAACCUAUACGUCAGUGAUGUCAGACGAUCCGACAUUCUCAAUAGCAAGCAAUUGCUAUGUAUCGUCUUUAACGAGAUGUUAAACAUCUACCUCUUCGGUUGCUCCAGUCUGUUAGAGCCAGACGGGGCUAGCGAUAACAAUGAUCAUGAUGUACCUCCCAAAUUGUUAUGGUCGACACCAGAAGAUGACGUUGCAGUCUCUGGCAGAAGUAAAACUCUUAAAUGCAUAUUUGCCGGAUUCCCGACUCCAAAUGUCACGUGGCAUAAAAUAAUUUCCCGCACAAAAGAAUCAAAAUUCCUGACAAGCGGAAAUCGUCUGCAUCUGGAGAGAGCGGAUGUUGCUGAUGCUGGCGUGUAUGAAUGUAGGGCGGUGGUCAGUGGCGUCGCGGGUCACCGUGCAAGUCGUCACAUCAGUCUCCGUAUUGAAUCUUCAUUAGAAACGACAACAGCAAAUAAUAAACAACUCUCCAAGUAUGUGGCGGCUGGCGACGAGCUGACAAUUCACGAAGCGACUGCAGACGUCAGCAGCGUCGUGCAGUGCGUGGCUGGCAACAAGCAUGACUACCUCCUUGCUAACAUAAGGAUCGUUGUUCGCGAAUCCGAACCAGUUAUAACCAUCCAGCCGAAAAAUCUAGAACUCCUAAUCGGAAUGCGCUCCAAAAACGCCAUCUUCCAUUGCAAAGUAAAUGGGUCGCCAUUACCUCGCGUUCAUUGGUCGAAAUCGUCCAAUAGCCACGCCCUUCAUGACCCAAAUAAAUACAUCAAACAUCUCAACGGGUCAUUGGAAAUCACGGACGUGCAGAAAAGUGACGAAGGUUGGUACAAUUGCACUGCCUCCAACAAGAUUGCUGUUGCAACGAGUUCUGCUCUUCUCACUAUCAGAGAACGAUUAAGCGUAGCUCCGUCAGCAAGUUUAAUAUCAUUCAAGAGAGGCCAGCCUUUAACCCUAAUUUGCCCUUUCACGCCGAUAAAACGUCCCGACAACAUCUACCAGCACCAACCAGAGACGAGCCAUCCAAUCCCAAUCAUCUGGUUUAAAAAUGAUCAGAGAUUGAAUGUUAAUCACCAGGAAAGGAUUAAGAGAUUAUCAAACUUUCAGAUCGUCAUCAGCGUUGCUGAUGUGGAUGAUGUUGGCGUGUAUAGGUGCAGAACUGAUUGGGCUAAUGUUGAUGAGAACAUGCUCUCUAACGCUAUUAAUGUUGUCUUGAAAGAUAAACCAGAACCGCCCACGAUCAGCAACCUUAACUGCCUGUCUGACACUGCUACCUUUGAUUGGCUCGUCGGAUUCGAUAAUUAUGACGUCAUAAAGUUCUGCCAAAUCGUCAUAAUUAAGCUGAAAAACAACAACAACAGCAACAAUAACAGCAACAGUUAUAACAACAAUAACAACAACAACAUCAACAGCAGCAAUGAUAAUAAUAAUUAUAACAAUGGAAAUUAUGGCAAAGAUAUUAUCGAAAUUAUGACUGAGCAGUUGACUUACAUCAACAGAACGAAGCAUUAUCGUUCGUACGAGGUUGUCCGCGAAACUAUUGACAUCACGCCUUGGAACAGUUACGCCUUCAAGGUUCGCUGUAGCAACGGUAUCGGCGAGAGCAACGAUCGUAGCGGCAGCAGCAGCAGCAACAACAACGAUAAUAAUAAUAAUAAUAACAAUAAUAAUAACAAUUUUUGCAAAUCCUUACCUUCAAAACCCAGCAAAAAUCCGACUGAUGUAUGUGUAAGAAUGAAUGGACAAAAUCAACUGAUCAUCACAUGGAAGCCACUAUCUGAAGAUGACGUCAACGGCCCUAACUUCCAUUACGUCAUUUAUUAUCAACCAAUCGGAAAUGACCUUGAAACAUCAUCAUCGUCGUCGUCAUCAUCAUCAUUUCUACCAUCAUCAUCAUCAUCAUCGUUAGCGGAAUCUUUAUCAAAAAUGAAUUCGAUAAUAAUUAGGAAUCACGCACAAAGUGAGUUAGUGAUACACGGGCAGCCGACAUUUCAGAGAUACAAAAUCAUCGUUCAAGCGGCCAAUGAUGUUGGUAAGGUUGAACUAAGUAGCGACGACUUUAGAUACGGAUUCUCUGGCGAGAUAGAAAAAAUAAUGUGGAGAGCGAGUAACUUGAAGUUUCAAAUCAGUGAUACUACAUCUGAUACUGUCACAUUUAUGUGGGACCAACCUGCGCAAAAUUCUCUGAAAGCAUUUGUGAUUGGUUAUCAGUUACGAAUCAUUCAAGUUUCGAAUCCCGAUAACGUGAUAGUAAAGACAGUCGUCAUACCGAAUGAUAGGAAGAAAAAAUGCGGGUAUUUACUAGAAGAACAUCGAAAUAAUAAUAAUAAUAAUAACAACAACAACAAUAAUAAUAAUAAUAACAACAAUAAUAAGAAUUACGAUCCCGACGACGACGACGAUGAUGAUUUUAGUCUAGCAUUUGAUAGCAUUAUACCUGGAUAUGUUGAUGACAAACGAGGCGAAAUAAGCGCUACAGUUGAGAAUAUCUGGACCAACAUAGAAUUAUUAGCAGACGUAUGCGUGAUGACGACAACAAAGAAGGGACCAACAAAGAAAUCUUUAUUCUUUGUUCUUAAAGAUGAUGUGCCACAUGCCCCAAUGAUAAGGAACAUAUCAAUGCUUGAAGAUGACAGGGUUUUUGUUGGGUGGUGGCCUUCGACGGCACCACACUCGCUACUAUCGCCAUUAGCUCUACCAUCAUCAUCAUCACUAUCGUCGUCAUCAUCAUUUGGUAAUGAUAAAUAUGUAGCUAGUGAUUUUUGUGUCAGAUAUAAAUAUGUUGGAGCGGACGAUCAAGAUUCUAAUGGACGUGAUUGGUCAGAAGUUUGCCCGUGGUUAAAUGAAAAACCGUGCAGCAACAACAACAACAACACAACAACAAACGAUUUUGACGAAGUAAUAACAUACAACGAGACACAUUAUGACAACUGGCUAACUAUUGGUCAGCUACAAAAUGGACUAUACCAUUUCAAAGUUGUAGGGGUGUCCAGGUUGGAAAAUUGCUCAACUAUUGAAGCCGACUCAAAAAUUAUCCCGUUCAUCUAUGGCACUAAUGGAGGUUAA
Messenger RNA from Helobdella robusta, 3735 nucleotides. RefSeq lists its product as hypothetical. Lineage: Eukaryota; Metazoa; Annelida; Clitellata; Rhynchobdellida; Glossiphoniidae. The transcript is spliced from 19 exons. Gene Ontology annotation, molecular function: protein binding. The record is from RefSeq and is a predicted model, not a curated record. Bases 1 to 3735 code for a protein of 1244 amino acids.